Molecule: messenger RNA, 2977 nt
Organism: Neoarius graeffei (lesser salmon catfish)
Lineage: Eukaryota; Metazoa; Chordata; Actinopteri; Siluriformes; Ariidae
Gene: fjx1
Product: four-jointed box kinase 1
Exons: 1
Coding region: 337-1596 (419 amino acids)
Biological process (GO): cell-cell signaling
Source: RefSeq, a predicted model, not a curated record
GACCAAGACUCUUUCUGCAAGCGGAGCAGCCUGGAGUCAAGCUCACUAGCAGGGAGGAGGAGGAGAGGAAGAGGAGAACGCGCUGAACAUCUGCGACCCAGAUCCAUACACAUCAGUGUGUGUGUGUGAGAGAGAGAGAGAGAGAUCCAGACCGGAUGAAGGAACGGUUCUGUUUUAGUUGUCCGAGCUGUGUUCUUGUGAAACCUGAGGAGAUGAGCUGAAUUCGACGGCCCCAUGCAGUUUCUCAGCACACUUCUGUCUUGCAGCGUGGUCAAUGGAGGAGCUGAAGCUUGUGAGACGGCUGGACCGGUGAGUUGUAAUUAGCUGUCGGAUGAGAUGAGGGCGGCGUGGGCAAACUUGGCGGCGCUGCUGCUGUUGUGCACUUGUGCAGGCGUGCUGCGCUUCUGGAACGGCUUGGAAAAGCGUUUGGAGAGGAACAAGCGAAGCGUCCGAGACCACACUCUACUCCAUCCUGCUUAUCCAGACUCCUCUCCGGACCUUUCUGGAACUUUUCGGGCUUUACUCGCCGUUCCGACUCGCUCCAGAUUGCAAUCAGUUCGCAACACGAGCGAUGGUGAAGCGGGCUCGUUAGCGAGUCAGGAGAACGGACCUGGCUCUGAGCGCGAGAGUCGUGCAGCACAAAACCGAACCGAGCAGGUUAUUCUAGAGGACGGGAUCUUCUGGAGUCAGCGUCUUGAGGAUGGCGUGUCGGUGGGCUUUGUCCAAGAAGACGCCCGGGCAUGGAGACACAGAGUCAUCCGAGGCCGAGUGGUGUCUCUGGAACCGGGCUGCGGCAGGACGUCCAACCAGCUGGCCACCUUCUCGGACGGAUCGCGUGCGUGUGUACGUUAUGGCAUCAAUCCCGAGCAGGUGCAAGGAGAAACGCUGUCUUAUUACCUCUCCGCUCUGCUCGGGAUCACCAACGUGCCGCCGCUCGCGCUUUUGCGCCUCGAUGGCGAGCAGUGGACGCGCGUGAGGCGGCGCAUGGAGGCGCUCCAGUGGACACCGAGCGCCGUGGUGUCCCUCAGCGAGUGGGUGUCGGAUCUAAGCCCGGCAGUCGUGCCUGCUCCUUUUCACCGCUCCGGAUUCGGGCUGCGACCGCUCGAACCCGAGCUCCAGAACAAAAGCAGAGCGCAGCUGCUCGAGCUCGUGCAGUGGAGCGACCUGGUUGUGUUCGAUUACAUCACGGCCAACUUCGACCGGCUCGUGAGCAACCUGUUCAGCCUGCAAUGGGACGCCAAAGCCAUGCAAAGAGACGCGAGCAACCUGCUCAGGACUCCCCGCGGCGGCUUGGUGUUCCUCGAUAACGAGGCCGGGUUAGUGCACGGGUACCGCGUGCUGGACAUGUGGGAGAAGUAUCACAGCGCGGCGCGCGCCUCCGUGUGCGUGUUCAGGAGGAGAACCGCGCGGCGCGUGGCCGAGCUGCACGAGCGACGGGACGCGCGCGCGCGCCUGCUGCAGCUCUACCGGAACUCCGAGCCUUUCGCGUCUGAUCUCGGCUUCCUGUCCGACGAGCACGCCAAGAUACUGCAGGACAGAAUAGACAGCGUUCACGAGCACAUUUUGCACUGUAAAGAAGAGCACGACAAAGUGUAACGAGCUUGUCUUUCUGCUGUUUUUUGUUUUCUCCUCCUCCUCUUCUGUCGCGCGCAUCCUGCUAUCACAUUAGUAUGGAUAAGGACUGCUAGUUACCAAGGUGACCAUUCCAGCACGCGACCCGUGAACUGUGUUCAGUGUGACUUCUGAAGAUCUGGACUCGCUACCUCCUGUAGGGACAAACCUUUAAACGUGGCUAAACAGCCUAGCUUUUGUUCUUCUUCUUCUUUGUAUAUGAGUGAUUCCACGCUUAUGGGUACUGAAAUGGGGACAUGAACUUAUUCACCUAAAACCAUUUCUUUUUUUACCAUCAUCAGGUCACAAAACAUGUAAUCUUUAAUGAAUGAUAUGUUAAAAGAUAACUUUAAUUUUCUGAGAUGUAAUAAAAACAUAUUUAUAUGCCAAAGUCAACACUGUAAAAAAAAAUCUUGUCAAAUUUACAGUGAAAAACUGGCAGCUGUGGUUGCCAUUUUUUCACCGUAAAAAAUACAGUGACACUGUAUAUAGCUUUACGGUAAGGUAUAUCAACACUUGUAAAAACAACAGUUUGAAAAUGUUCAAUUUUACAGGUAUUCAAUGUACAAUAAUCAGUACAUAACUGUUAAUUUUACGGAUAUUCAUUGUACAAUAAACAAUGAUGGUUACAAGCAGUGAUCUACUAGACAGAUAUAUAUAUAUUUUUAGAAUUUUUUGGGGCUUUUUUCACCUUUAUUGGAUAGGACAGUGCAGAGACAGGAAAUGAGCUGGAAAGAGAGACGGGGAAAUGACCUCAGGUCGGAAUUGAACCCAGGUCCCCAGAUUCAUUGUAUGACACCUUAGUUGACUGAGCCACAAUGGUGGGCAUGUUUUUGUUUUUUUAACAGGGCAAUGAUGUAAUUUUAACCAUCACAUUCUGUUUUAGUCUUACAGUUUGUCUGUGUUUAAACUACAACAAUUUGUAAAUUAUACAAAAAAAUAUGAUCAAUCCAACAUAUUCUUACUGUUAAAUCAACAGUGGCAUUUGGUUAGGAGUUUUACAGUAUAUUGAUGUAAAUUACACACUGCUUCAUUGUUUUUGUAUUUACAGUUUUUUUAUGUCAUGAUUUUACAUAAAUUCACUGUUAAUUCUACGGACAUUUUUUACAGUGAAGCCUAUGAGUUCCAAAAUGAUGUCUGUUACAUUACUUCUGUUACGAUUGUCCAUCUCGCGUCUGUUACAAAUUAAUUACAAUCUAGCUAUAUACCAUGUUAAUCUUAUUGAAAGAACGUGUAUGUUUAUUCUACUACACAUGUUUAUUAAUUAUAUUUGCUAAAACAUCACCUUCCUAUGUUUCAAAAAGUAAUUCUACAUUGUUAAAAUUGAGAAUAUAUAUGUCCACAACACUUCUGUUACGUUCUGACU